Messenger RNA from Hansenula ciferrii, 2529 nucleotides. RefSeq names its product Pre-mRNA-splicing factor. Gene Ontology annotation, cellular component: intracellular anatomical structure; spliceosomal complex. Lineage: Eukaryota; Fungi; Ascomycota; Saccharomycetes; Phaffomycetales; Wickerhamomycetaceae. The coding region runs from base 1 to 2529 and encodes 842 amino acids. The record is from RefSeq and is a predicted model, not a curated record. Gene Ontology annotation, biological process: mRNA splicing, via spliceosome. The transcript has a single exon. Gene Ontology annotation, molecular function: ATP binding; RNA binding.
AUGAGUCUGUUCAAGAAACGGAAAGAUCAUAGGCAGAAAGAGAAUGAUAUCUGGGAAAAUAAUAGAUUGCAAACUGCGGGUACGAUACAGCGUGGUGAUGUUGACUUAGACUUUGAAGAUACAAGUGAACCAACAGUUCAAUUAUCUACACAUCAUCUAACCCCACCCUUUUUGAAUGGUACAAAUGUCUUCACAAUACAGAAAGAUCCUAUUAGUGCUGUUAGAGACCCACAAAGUGAUUUAGCUGUUGCGGCUAGAAGAGGAAGUGGGUUGGUUCAACAGCGAAGACAACAAAAAGAACGUCAAAGUAAGGCGAAAGAUGCUGCAAGUUUAGUUGGAUCAGUUAUAGGUGAAGUCUUGGGUGUUGAAAAUAAAGAAGAUAACAAUGAUACAAAGAAUAAUAAUAAAUACAAUACUGAUGAUAAAGAUGAAGAUGAUGCAGAUUCAAAAGAUGAACCAAAACUCAGUAUACAAGAACAAAGGAAAACAUUACCAGCUUAUUCUGCAAGAGAAGAUGUAUUGAAAAUGAUUAGAGAUAAUCAAGUUGUUGUCAUUAUUGGUGAAACAGGUUCUGGUAAAACUACACAAUUGACGCAAUUUUUGAAUGAAGAUGGUUAUGGAAGGUUAGGUAUGAUUGCAUGUACACAACCAAGACGUGUUGCUGCUGUUAGUGUUGCACAACGUGUUGCUGAAGAAAUGGGUGUUAAGGUUGGUGAUGAAGUUGGUUAUUCCAUUCGUUUUGAAGAUGUCACUACAGAUAAGACAAUUAUAAAGUAUAUGACUGAUGGUAUUUUAUUAAGAGAAACUUUGGUUGAUUCUGAUUUGGAUAAGUAUUCUUGUAUUAUUAUGGAUGAAGCACAUGAAAGAACUCUUAGUACGGAUGUUUUAAUGGGGUUAUUCAAGAACCUUUUGGAAAGAAGAAGAAAUUUGAAAUUGAUUAUCACAUCUGCUACAAUGAAUGCUGAUAGAUUUUCUAAAUUCUUCGGUAAUGCACCUCAAUUCACUAUACCUGGUAGAACUUUCCCUGUUGAUGUUAUGUUUUCCAAAUUCACAGUCGAAGAUUAUGUUGAAAGUGCAGUCAAACAAGCAUUAACUAUUCACUUACAAUCAGGUCCUGGUGAUAUCUUAAUUUUCAUGACUGGUCAAGAAGAUGUUGAUGUUACAUGUGAAGUACUUGCAGAUAAAUUAAAACAAUUGGAUGAUCCACCACCAUUAGAGAUAUUACCAAUGUAUUCUUCAUUGCCUGCGGAACAACAAAAGAAAAUUUUCAAAAAGACUAAACCUGGGUAUAGAAAAGUUGUUGUUGCGACAAAUAUUGCAGAAACAUCUUUAACUGUUGAUGGUAUUGCAUUUGUUAUUGAUCCUGGUUAUUCAAAAUUAAAAGUUUACAAUGCAAGAAUUGGGUUAGAAAGUUUAGCUAUAACACCAAUUUCACUUGCAAAUGCAAACCAAAGAUCUGGUAGAGCUGGUCGUACUGGGCCUGGUAGUUGUUAUAGAUUAUACACUGAGAAGGCAGCAAGAGAAGAUAUGUACCCACAAACAAUUCCAGAAAUUCAAAGAACAAACUUAUCAAAUACAAUAUUAUUAUUGAAAUCAUUAAAAAUUGAUGAUUUAAUUAAAUUUCCUUUUUUGGAUCCACCUCCAAAAGAGACUAUAACUGCUUCUUUGUAUGAACUUUGGUCAAUUGGUGCAUUAGAUAAUUUUGGUAAACUAACUGAAUUAGGUCAUAGAAUGUCAAAAUUUCCAUUACAACCUGCAUUGUCAAAGCUAUUAUUGAUUUCAUCUGAAAAUGGAUGUUCAGAGGAAAUGGUUAUAAUUGUAUCAAUGUUAUCAGUUCCAAGUGUAUUUUAUAGACCUAAAGAAAGACAAGAAGAAUCAGAUAUCUCACGUUCAAGAUUUUUCGUACCUGAAUCUGAUCAUUUAACUUUAUUGAAUGUUUAUUCACAGUGGAAGGCAAAUAAUUUUUCAGAUUUUUGGUGUAAAAAGCAUUUUUUACAUAAUAAAUCAUUGAAAAAGGCUAAAGAUAUCAAAGAGCAAAUUGAAGUAAUCAUGAAUUCAAAUAAAAUCCCUGUUGUGUCAUCUGGUUAUGAAUGGGAUAUUGUUAGAAAAUGUAUUUGUUCAGGUUAUUUCUAUCAAGCUGCAAAAGUACAUGGUUUUGGUGAAUAUGUCAACUUGAGAACUGGGAUGAAAUUACAACUACAUCCAACAUCUGCGUUAUUUGGUAUGGCUGAUUUACCUCAAUAUGUUGUUUAUCAUGAGUUGAUGUUAACAACAAAAGAAUAUAUUUCCACUGUUACUGCUGUUGAUCCAUUAUGGUUAGUUGAGUUCGGUGCUGUAUUCUUUGCAGUAAGAGACAAGAAUAAAAAUAAAGAAAAUGGGUUGAAGAAGAGAAAGAUUGAAGAGGAAUUGGAAAAAGAUGCUAAAAGUUAUGAAGAGCAAAAAGUUAAAGCUAAGAAUAAGACUACGAAAAAGGCAAAGCCAGUGGUGAAUAUUGGUAUGAAUGCAAAUAGAAGAAGAAGGGGAUUUUGA